AUCUUCUUCUUCACUGUUCUUCUUCUUCUUCUUCUUUCAUCUUGUAUCAUCAUCAUUAUCUAAUUAUUAUUACUAUUAUGUAAGAGAGAAAUACAACACAGGUGUGUGUGUGUUUCAGUGUUUUGUGUAUAUUGUAUAAUUGAUUGCUGUUUUCUUUUCCAAAAGGUUACACCAUUUUAAUGGGUUUCCUGUUGAAGAAGAAGAAAAAAGAUGGAGUACACUCAAGAGAAAGAGGGUUUCUCCUCUUUUGCCCAAUUUCAGAACAACAAUACUCUCAUUCCUCCAUCACUACUAGUGAUCAUCAAAAUUGAACCAAAACAAGAACAACAACAACUAAUUAAACAUUAAUCAGCUGGAUUCAGAUCAAAAUUAAGCUAGAUCGAUCCAUCUUUAAUUAAUUAGCUGACAGAAAGACAUGAAAACCCUAGACUGUUCUGAUUCUUUGGGUGCCCUUAUGUCCAUUUGCCCUACUGCUGCUGCUGCUGCUUCUGAAGAUCAUGCGGCGGGGGCGGCGGUUGGAGUGAACAACAACAACAACAAUAGUCACAUGGGUCGGCAACUGUACGGAAGGGAAUUUCAGGAAUUGGGCGGCGGUGGUGGCGGUGGGAUGGAGAUAGAAGAGGAUGAUUCAGGCGGUUGCGUUUGGGGUGAGAAGAAACGGCGAUUGAGCGUUGAACAAGUGAAGGCUUUAGAGAAGAGUUUUGAGGUUGAGAAUAAGCUUGAACCCGAUCGAAAGGUGAAGCUUGCACAGGAUCUGGGUCUUCAACCUCGUCAAGUUGCGGUUUGGUUUCAAAACCGCCGUGCACGCUGGAAGACUAAACAGCUUGAGAGAGAUUACGGCGUACUCAAGGCUAAUUAUGAUGCUCUUCAACAUAAAUAUCAAUCUCUUCAUCAUGAUAAUGAUUCCCUUCUCAAACAGAUAAAGGAAUUGAAAGCUAAAUUGAAGAUGGAUAUGGAGAUUGAGGAGGACUGUUACGAAAAUAACGAUACGUCGGUAAAAGAAGAAUCGACGUUUGCGUCUGAAUUCAACAUCAAAACCAACGGCCUGAUCACCACCGCCUCGCCGUCGCCGCUCGUCAAUUCUCCCCUCGCCGGAGCCGACCCACAAUUGGAUCUAAAUUUUGAAGGCGUCCACUGUUCCGCCCUACCGGCGACGACAAUCUUCACAGAUAUCAAGGACGGUUCUUCCGACAGCGAUUCCAGCGCGAUACUAAACGAGGCAGGGGACGGUGCGGCAGCUGCCACAUCGACGCCAUUCCAAAGCCAUCACCAGUUUAUGGCGGCGGCACCGUCGAUGAUUAAGUUCGGUUGCGGCGGCGGCGGCGGGGGAUCGAAUUCGAUGAAUUUCAUGUCUUUCACUUCUGAAUCGACGGAGGAGAAAGAGGAGGCGGCGGCGGUUCAAAAGGGAUAUCAGCCGCAGUUUGUGAAGGUGGAAGAAUAUAACUUUUUUAGUGGGGAAGAGGCUUGUAAUCUGUUUUCCGACGAGCAAGCUCCGACGCUACACUGGUAUUGUCCUACCGAUCAAUGGAACUGAA
Messenger RNA from Impatiens glandulifera, 1535 nucleotides. Its product is annotated as homeobox-leucine zipper protein ATHB-6-like. Lineage: Eukaryota; Viridiplantae; Streptophyta; Magnoliopsida; Ericales; Balsaminaceae. Gene Ontology annotation, molecular function: DNA-binding transcription factor activity, RNA polymerase II-specific; sequence-specific DNA binding. Bases 416 to 1534 code for a protein of 372 amino acids. The record is from RefSeq and is a predicted model, not a curated record. Gene Ontology annotation, cellular component: nucleus. The transcript is spliced from 3 exons. Gene Ontology annotation, biological process: positive regulation of DNA-templated transcription.